Molecule: messenger RNA, 2022 nt
Organism: Parnassius apollo (apollo)
Lineage: Eukaryota; Metazoa; Arthropoda; Insecta; Lepidoptera; Papilionidae
Source: the annotation of a GenBank genome assembly
AUGUUUUCUGAAUUCUUCUCUUCCGUUUACGAACCGCCCUCACCUACACUAUCGCAGUGGAUACCACCUGCCGAUUCAGCAUCCCAUGACACUACUAUUACUAAUCUUCAUUUUGAAGUAGAAAUGGUAUUAAGAGAGCUGAAAUCCUUGGAUCCAUCUAAGGGACCAGGCCCUAAUGAUAAAGUUGCCACUCCUCUGCAACAAGCAAAGAAACAACUCUCUUUAGAAGAAGUAAUCUUAAAAGAAAAGAAGUGGGACAUUCAUAAUUCAAAUUCGAAAAAAAUUGAUAAACUAAUUGGAGAAAUGAUUGCACUUCAAAAUUUACCAUUUUCCUUUGUUGAAGGGCUGGGUUUUCGCAGAUUGAUACAAGAAUUAGCACCAAGAUAUAAUUUUAGGGGACGCAAUUUUUUUACUGAUUUUGUAUGCAAAGAAUUAUACGGCAAAGUUGCUCAAAAAGUUAAAGAAUUAAUCGAAACAUUUGAUUACAUGUCGUUUACGUCUGACAUUUGGUCGGAUCCAAGCUCAAAUGCUUCUUUGCUUAGCCUGACUUGCCAUGGUAUUGCAGAAAACUUUGAUAGAUCAUCAAUUAUAUUGAAAUGCGAGACAUUCGACGGCCGUCACACUGGUGACAUAAUUUCCGCAAAAUUUAACACCAUGCUUUCUGAAUGGAACAUUAAAAAAGAACAAGUGCAUUGCCUAAUCAGAGAUGAAGGCUCUAAUAUGAAACGAGCCGUGCGAUUAGCAGCAUUAAAUGACAUAGAUUGUACUGUUCACAAAAUACAACUUGCUAUCCGCAGUUGUUUAAGUUCGCAAGAAAACAUAAAAAUACUCAAACAAAAAUGCAAGAAAAUUUCGACUCAUUUCAAUCAUUCUACCAUCGCUCAGAAACAACUGCAAACAAUUCAAGACCGACUGAGUCAACCUCAUAUCAAAGUGUUCCAAGAUUGUGUAACGCGAUGGAACAGUACUUUUUACAUGUUCGAGCGUUUUUCAAGGAUAAAAGAUGCCCUAAGUCUCUACAUCAAUGAUAAUGAGAUAAACCCUAUUUUGCCAGAAGAAUGGAAAAUCAUUGAAAGCUUUAUUCAAUUACUGAGACCGUUUGAGGAAGCCACAAGAGAACUGAGCAGCUCUCACGCCCUUAUUUCAUCUGUGAUUCCAAUAAUUCAAAUGCUUGAAAAAAAAGUUGAUGAGUAUUUAACAGGGUCACAAGAAUUAGAUCCGAUUCGACAGGCCGCCACGACUCUGAAAAAUGAACUUUCCACAAAGUUUUCCAGCUUGGGAGAGAACAAUUUAUAUAUCAUCGCCACCUACUUAGAUCCUCGUUAUAAGCACAAAUUUUUUACACCGGUGACUGAGGAAAAGAUUAAAGACGACAUUUUGAUGAUUACAAUGACAAAUACUGAGAAUGAUGAUUCCGGUUCUGUUACUGCCAAUUCCGAAGGGGCCAAAAGAAUGAGAAUGACUGAAUUCACGAAAAAGAAUAUGGAACAAUUAGGACCAGGGCCAUCAACUCUCGUCAGAAAGCCAUGCUUAAAAAGCGACCUUGCUAUGAUGUUGGAUUCAUCGAGUGAAGAUGAGAGUCAAGAAAAGACGUUACGAUUAAAAAUGCAUAGAAACCUACCGCAAAACAAAGAAGCCCUUUUAAAGUCUUACACAACACGACUGAAGGAAGAUGUUAAAAGCAUGCUUGAAAAUUUUGAAGAAAUCAUUAAACUUGCAAAGGGCGAAAAUGAUUCUCAGCUAAAUAGGAUGACGCAAAUUGAGCAAGACACAUUUGAGAUGCAAGUUAGAGCAGCUAAUAUUGUAAGAGCAGGCGAAUCCCUAAUGAAGUUAGUUUCAGACAUUAAGCAGUAUUUAAUACUCAACGACUUCCCUUCAGUUAAUGAAGCAAUAACACAAAAUUCAAAACUCUUCCGCACAAAACAGCAAGAAUGUGACCAAAAACUAAUGUCGCUCAGAGACGAUAUAGCGGCUGAUUUAUAUGAUUUAGAGGAUGAAUAUUUUACCAGUAUUUAUAAAUAG